Molecule: messenger RNA, 756 nt
Organism: Trichomycterus rosablanca
Lineage: Eukaryota; Metazoa; Chordata; Actinopteri; Siluriformes; Trichomycteridae
Gene: noto
Product: notochord homeobox
Exons: 3
Coding region: 1-756 (251 amino acids)
Biological process (GO): neuron differentiation; regulation of transcription by RNA polymerase II; central nervous system development
Cellular component (GO): nucleus
Molecular function (GO): DNA-binding transcription factor activity, RNA polymerase II-specific; RNA polymerase II cis-regulatory region sequence-specific DNA binding
Source: RefSeq, a predicted model, not a curated record
AUGCAGAUCCCUACAAGAGCUCUUGGACCCUACGGAUAUUCAGUGCGCCCAAACGCUACUCUUCACCCGGACUAUGCCAGCAGUGCGUGCCUGGCAACCGCUGCCAAACCAAGUCCAGGGAAAUCCUUCACCAUAGAUGCUUUGCUCGCCAAGCCUGAUCACAACGAGAAAACCAGGGCGAGUCCACAUCAAGGCUCGGUAAGCCCUGCACCAUCUCCACUAGGCGUCUACCUACAUGCCGGACAGAUGUGCCCUCCGCUUCCUCACUACCUGUACAACCCAGCUGUGAUGCACACACAAACCAGUUACCCCGGAUACUACUGUCCGCCCUACGGUUACCAGACAGCAUACACUGGAACUAUGUACUCGCAAGAUGCGGGUUUGAGUAAACCAGGCGUCCACUCGCACUAUAAGCACAAAGGCGCUAAAUCGAAGAGGAUGCGCACCAGUUUCACCAACGAGCAGCUGUCCAGGUUAGAGAAAGAGUUUGCGCGCCAGCAGUACAUGGUGGGAUCCGAGCGCUUUCUUCUAGCAUCAGCACUCCAGCUCACCGAGGCACAGGUCAAAGUUUGGUUCCAGAACAGACGCAUAAAGUGGAGGAAACAAAGUCUGGAGCAGCAGCAGGCCAAACUUGCCAAACUGGGACUGGCAGUGCCACCAAAAAGCCCAGGAUCACAGGGUCACGAUGAUGGAGACGAGGAGAACGACUUCAGCGAGGAUUCAGAUGUAGACAUUGAUGACUCUCUGCACGCAUAA